Molecule: messenger RNA, 1800 nt
Organism: Eucalyptus grandis
Lineage: Eukaryota; Viridiplantae; Streptophyta; Magnoliopsida; Myrtales; Myrtaceae
Product: ATP-dependent DNA helicase 2 subunit KU80
Exons: 4
Coding region: 993-1502 (169 amino acids)
Biological process (GO): cellular response to gamma radiation; cellular response to X-ray; telomere maintenance
Cellular component (GO): Ku70:Ku80 complex
Molecular function (GO): telomeric repeat DNA binding; double-stranded DNA binding
Source: RefSeq, a predicted model, not a curated record
CGUUUGAUGAGGGCUUCGGCGAGAGCCACCCCUUGUAGAUUUGGGCGACGGCUGCUUAGGGCUCGAGCGUGACGGCUCGCUCGAGCCAGCGCUUUCCCAGAUCUACGAGACGCUUGCUCAAGCGAGCCCUCGCGCUCGAGCCUCGAGUGAGUGUCUCGCACGUGCUCGCCCAGAUCUGCGGCAGCUCGCUCGAGCGAGCGUUGCUGCUUUGCUCGCUUGAGCGAGCAUCCCGAGCAGAGCUACUGUGCUUGCUUGAGCGAGCCUCGCGAGCAGAGCAGCAACGCUCGGCUCACUCGAGUGAGCAUCGCUGCUCUGCUUUGCUGCUUUGCUCGCUCGAGCGGGCAUGGCGAGUAGAGCAGCGACGCUCAUAAUCGAUUACCUGGUUACAAUGUAAGAACUUGUGCUUGGCUGGGAUAUUACAUAGGAAUUUCUGGUUUUCUACCGAAGGUGGAACUUUGUGGGAUGAUACAUGUUUUGGCAUCCAACUACUGUAGUUUAAUUAAGCAUCAUCUAUGCUUUCCUUAACAUAAGUUUCAGACACUGUUUUUUUCAUUACUUACCAAUUUUGUUCUCAGUAUUUGCGUCUUCUUACCUUCUGUAGUGACAAUGCUCACCCCAUAACCUCGUUGACCUUGCCAUGCUCUGUUUCCAUGAGUUCAUGAAACUUUAUUUCUGUAAAUAUAUUUAUAAGGUGUCAAGGAUGAAGUAGAAAGGUGGAAGAUGCAGUGUGUGCAUAGUCUGGUCCAAAUUACACAAGAUUUACUUCUUUUUUUAAGCUCAAGGCAACACGAAAAAUACUCUACUCAUAUUUUAGUGAAAUGACACAGAUUCUUCAAAUAUCAUGAGGCACCAUUACAUGAAGGAUGUAAACAUUUUCAUUGUUCAUCCUCAUGACCAGAAUGCCAUUGUUGCAAUUUCUGCUAUAGCUAGAGCAAUGAAGGAAAUGCAUAAAGUAGCCAUUCUACGCUGUGUGUGGAGGCAAGGGCAAGGAAAUGUUGUUGUGGGGGGUUUUGACACCAAAUGUUUCUGACAAUGAUCACAUGCCCUAUUCAUUUUAUUUCAAUAUACUUCCUUUUGCUGAGGAUGUUCGGGAAUUUCAAUUCCCCUCUUUCAGCAAUCUUCCAGCCUCAUUACUGCCGGAUGAAGAGCAGCAAGAGGCUGCAAAUAACUUUGUGAAAAUGCUGGAUCUUGCACCUUCUGACAGAAAGGAAAUGUUGCAGCCUGAUUUUACACAGAAUCCUGCUUUGGAGGAACCGAAGCAGUUCAAUGAUUUCUUGCACCAGCUCUGCAAAUUUUGCCUGCAAAACGAUCUUCGGAGUUUCUGCGAUUUCCUUGCCACCAAAGUGUUCACGUUGAUUUCCAAGACCGAAGCCGCAGACAUGUAUCAGAUCUUCCUGCAUCAUGCUUCUCUUGAUAUUGUUGAGACCAAUUCCUUUUUCCCUCCUUCCUAUUCGUUUGGUUCCUAUGCAAAGGGUCAUAAAUCGUUCUUUCUACAUGAGUAGCGACGUCACAGAGGAAGAGGCUAGAAGCUUUUUGGUGAAAAGCGAGCCGAAGCCAGAAUGAGAAUUUAGUUUCGUCUCUUCAAUGGUCAUGAUGAGUAGUUUCAAUCCCAUGAUCAUGUCGAUCAUUUUGUCCGUUGGGCAAGAUUAUUGUAAAUAGAUGGCGACGAGAUCAUAUUUAGCUGUAUGAUGUUUAGCUGUUUGUACAGUUUGUUCUGCCUGUGCUAAAUCUCAAGGGUGAUGGGGUCUGCUGGUACUUUAAAUUGUGUAAUCUAGUUGAACAUUCUUUCAGCCUCCUAAA